CGAUCACUGAAGGUAUUCAAUUUAUUUGUGCAAAUGGGAUGUUCAGUCGAGGGACUAGGAGACUUUUUGCAUGUGUAAAUCGAUUUGAAUGGAGAAAAGUGUCUGGAAAACGCGUCCUUUCUAUAUCUUUGCCGUUUAGACGGGAGAAUCAUGAAAAGUCUAGUGGUGACAAUCAAUUGUUAUUUACUGCUGAAGACCUCUCAGAUAUUAAGGUUGUUGUUCCUAAAUUGAAGUCGAACAGUUUCAACGAAGAAAGUAAAACAAGCGGAGUUGCCGACUUCGAUGAAGGAAGGCUGGAUUCCAGAACACUGCAUAAAACACAGGCCAAACCUACUGCUAAAACCAAAUCAAAACGGAAGUCUAGGGCAAAAAAGGUUAUGGGAAGUGCAGAUUCUACGGAGCCAGUGACUGAGGAAGCCAUUAGAGAAGAUAAGCUUUCAUUCAAGGAAAAUCAAAUUAUAAAUGAAAAGAUGGAAAUGUCAAUAUCGGCUGCAAAUGGCGCUUCCGCCGCUACGCUGCUAGAUCGUGGAGCAAUCACAGAUAAUAAUACACUUACAGAUUUUUAUCAAAGUAUUGUUCAAAUGUACAACACCUAUUCUGCUAGGACUGAUGGGAAUUACAUUGUGUUGAUUCAUGUUGGAUCAUUCUAUGAGCUUUAUUUUGAUCAGGCAGACAAGUACUCCGGUUUACUAGGCCUAACAUUAACCAAAAAGAAUUUGAAACUAGGACCUAUAUCUUUCUCUGGAUUUCCUGACAGAAUGUUGGAUAAGUACAUGGAUAUUAUACACCGGGCCGGAUAUAAAGCUGUUAUUUGCAAUCAAGUGUUGGAUCCAGUGACUAAUAUCAUUAAUCGACCCGUAGAUAGGAUUAUGACUCCUGGCAUCAUUGUAGAUGAAUCGUGUCGAGAUUUUCAUCGAAAUAAUUACUUGAUGGCUCUUUCAUUUCCAGAUGACCUCAAGCCGGAUAUUGAGGGGAAGAGAGUAGGUGUUGCUUGGUGCGAUGUUAAUUUGGGGUUGUUUUAUAUUUUGGAAAUUGAUUUCAGUCAGCUCCUAUCUACUGUCACCAGAAUUAACCCUGCGGAGAUUCUUAUCUCUGACAAAGCGGACCUGGAACGUGUUUUGAAUGGAUCUAUUUUACCGGAACUCGUAGACUUAAAGUCUUACUGUAUUACAUCCUAUCAUGAAAAAUCAAAGAAAAAAUCAUUAGAUGACUUUUUGUGGAGAUUUUCUGAUAACAAAAGAUUAGUUUCUUCUACCCUAGAUUCCAUGUCUCGUAAGGAAAAAAAUGCGACUUCUUUGCUACUCCAUUAUCUUGAAGUCUGUUUGCCUAACUUCAAAACGAGUUUCCACUUGCCUACUCGAUCACUACCAAACACUUUAAUGCAAAUUGAUUCAAGAGCAGCUCAAGAUUUAGAGCUUUUAGAAACGCUACAAUCAAGAAAAAGGAUUGGUGCACUAUCUCACCUCAUAGAUAAAACCGUGACUAGCCCGGGAGCAAGACUUCUGAAUACUUGGUUACUUGCUCCUUCUACCGAUCUGGACGAGAUAAAAAGAAGGCACGAUUUACUUGGUGUUUUCCUGAAGGAUCCUUAUUUUUUGGACACAUUAGUACAGCAGUUGAAAAAAACAGCAGAUGUCAACAGGAUUAUAAGACGGAUAGAUAAUUCAAGAGCAGAUAGCUACGAGUAUCUUGAGUUGGCCAUGACAAUCCGGGUUAUUGAUGAAAUCUAUAAUUUGAUUGAACGGUCACAAAAUAAUCACGCUUUAAAGCUAAUAGAGCCGAUUUUUUAUGAAUUUAUACACUCUACAAAAGUUCAUAAACUUGCAAAACAAAUCGAAGAAACAAUUGAUCCAAAAGUUUCAUACCUCAAAUCUACUUCUAACAAAUUAGAUGGAGAAUUGGUAAGAGAUUUCUGGGAAAUCAAAGAAACAGCAUCAUCUCAUCUGAAAAAAUUGAGAAAAGAUUAUGAUACGGAGGUAGCAAAAUCAACCGCUUUGAAGCAAGAGCUACAAGUGCAAUUCCAAGAAGAGGGCUAUGGUGGCUCACUCAAACUUCUUAAAGACAUGAAGACGUAUGACUAUGUAAUUGAGUUAAAAUCAACUAGUAAAGUUAUUCCCACAAUGGUAAGAAAUUUGGGCCUUAAAGUUAAAGAAAAGUCAAAAUCCGUUACCAAAUUGAUUGAUUCUAGAUGGACAAAUAUUGGCGAAUGCCUAGUAAGUUUGGAGUAUGACAUUUUGUUAGAGGAAAAGGUUAUUAUGAACGACUUAAACUCAAAGAUUUCAAAACUAUACAAAGAGCUUAGAAAACUGUCACCUAUCAUUGAAGUUCUUGAUGUCAUUCAAUCUUUUACCCAGCUAACGUUGCAAUAUAACUUGUCUAAACCUCACGUCGAUGAAAGCACAAUUUUCGAUGUGAAAAACGGGAGGCACAUAGUGGUCGAAGAAGGGCUCAAAAACAGAUUUGAUGUUGUCAAUUUUACAGGGAAUGAUUGUAGGAUCCAAUCUUCAGAGGCCUGGCUAAUAACAGGCCCAAAUAUGGGAGGUAAGUCUACUUUUUUGCGACAAAAUGCAUUAAUAGCCAUCAUGUCACAAAUAGGUUGUUAUGUCCCUGCAGAGGACGCUCACAUUGGGGUAAUCGAUAAAAUUUUCACAAGAGUCGGUUCUUCUGAUAAUAUAUUCAAACAUCAGUCAACAUUUAUGGUGGAGAUGAAUGAAACAGCUACUAUUUUGAGAGAAGCAACCGAAAAAUCUUUGGUCGUUAUUGACGAACUUGGAAGAGGAACUUCAGCAAAUGAAGGUGUUGCAAUUGCGCAUGCUACCUUGCUUCACUUACUUAAAGCCAACAAGGCCAAAACUUUGUUUGCUACUCAUUAUGGCUCAGAACUGCUGCACCUUCUCGCCCAUGAUGGUAAUGUUGCAAAUCAGGUGUCUUUUUACAAAACAAGCUUAUGUGAUAGCUAUGAUGACGGAGAUAAAGCAAAAUCAGAGGAUUUCAAAUCAAUUGACCAAAGAUUGUUUUUUGAUCACAAGCUUACAAAGGGUGUAAGUUUGCAUUCACAUGCACUUAAAAUUGCAGAACUGGCAGGUUUCCCACUGGAAGUCUUGCAUAUGGCAAAAAGUAGCUUCAAGAAACUUAUUAAAUGAUAGAUAGCACGCUUUAUGUAGUACAUUACUUAAAUCCCAAAAAUAAACAAAAAAAAUU
Molecule: messenger RNA, 3201 nt
Organism: Pichia membranifaciens NRRL Y-2026
Lineage: Eukaryota; Fungi; Ascomycota; Pichiomycetes; Pichiales; Pichiaceae
Exons: 1
Coding region: 39-3143 (1034 amino acids)
Biological process (GO): mismatch repair
Cellular component (GO): nucleus
Molecular function (GO): mismatched DNA binding; ATP binding; ATP-dependent DNA damage sensor activity
Source: RefSeq, a predicted model, not a curated record